UGUAAUCAUGUUGUAUUUCAGAACCAGUUACAUUCAGAAUUGAAAAAAAUGAGCAAAGGGGGAAGUAAUGUUCUAAUGGUCAAGAAAUCUAAAAUAAACCGAGAACAGCAUGCAUUGGAAGAAGCUUUUGAGAGAGCAGACAAGAACGGAGAUGGAAGAUUGAGUAUUGAAGAAUAUUAUGAUAUUCUCAAAAGCCACUCAAUAAGCACGACACAGUCCGAAAUCCUACAUUUACUGGAUAUAGCAGACAAAGACAAUGAUGGGUUCAUUACAAAGGAUGAGUUUAUACACGGACAAGCAAAGGAGAAUGACCUGAUUGCAGCACAGGAGAAGGCUCGUUUAGCGUUCAACUUUAUAGACAAAAACAGGGAUGGUUAUAUUACAAAAAACGAGAUGUUGGCGACAAUAAAGAAACUAACCACACAUCAGGUUGAUGCAGUGUUCUACAGGAAUGACCACGAUGGGGACGGAAAACUAUCCCAGGAGGAGUUCACCAACAUGAUGAUCAAGGAGCACAAGUAGCUCUUCUUAUCAUCAUCAUCGUCAAGAUGAUAAAUAUCUUAAUUCUUUAACUUAUUCACUUUUACA
Molecule: messenger RNA, 588 nt
Organism: Eurytemora carolleeae
Lineage: Eukaryota; Metazoa; Arthropoda; Copepoda; Calanoida; Temoridae
Product: calmodulin
Exons: 9
Coding region: 49-522 (157 amino acids)
Molecular function (GO): calcium ion binding
Source: RefSeq, a predicted model, not a curated record